UGUCAUUUCGCAUCCACUUGUCAGUGUUGAUGUUUGUGUAGAAGAGAAAUUUUUAUUUUUCUUUUUUUUAAUUCGGAGGAAAAAGUUGAAAAUUUGCAAAAUUUAUCAUUAUUUUACGCAUCAUUUAAAUUUGUUAUUCAUCCACGUGACGUUGAUAAGUGAUUUCUAUAUUAACAUUAUUUAUUCAAAAAAAAUAUAGAUUUGGGCUAAAGUUAAUAAAGUCACCCAACGAAAUACAGUAAAGUUUAAAAGAAUUACCCCCAAGAAGAAUAUCGAAGCAAAUUUCAUAUAAAAGUGCAAUAGGAUUGUGCUUUAAAAUAAAGUGCGUUGUAUAAUCUCCCACCAAAUCAAAGAAAAUCAAUCAAAAUUUAUCAAAUGGAAGAAUUCGUGAUGGAGGUCCUCCUGGACGAAUGCCAGGAGGCCUUUCCUGAUCAAAAAAUCCCCGGAAAUAUCCUAACAAAGAUUUACUAUGGGGCCAAAAUGGAUUUGGCCAAAACACUAGUUGCAGCUUUGAAUGAUUUGCCAUCUAGAGAAAUGUGCAAUUAUCUUUUGAAUGUGAAAUUUGAAGAAAAAGAUGGCCAAUCCGUCACACCACUCGUAUUGGCAGCAAAAUCUGGCAACACAAAUUUUGUUCGAACCCUUUUGUCACAUUAUGAUUUAGAUACAGAAAUCGAAUGCAAUGUAAUAUUUGAUGGCAUUGUAGUCUAUGGAGCCACAGCACUAUGGGUAGCAGCUGGAAUGGGCCACUUGAAUAUUGUUAAGUUCUUAGUGCAAAAAGGGGCUGAUUUAAAUCAUAAAACAAAAGCACAUUCUUCACCAUUGCGAGCUGCUUGUUAUGAAGGAAGGCUUGAUAUUGUUAGAUAUUUAAUUGAACAUGGAGCUGAUGUUAAUUUGGCUAAUACCUGGAAUAAUACUUGCAUUAUGAUUGCAGCUUAUAAAGGUCACUUACUUGUUGUUGAUACUCUUUUGAAAAAAGGCGCUGAUCCUAAUGAAAAAGCCCUCUGUGGUGGAACGGCUCUUCAUUAUGCUGCUGAAUGUGGUUAUUUGGAAAUAUGCCAACUGCUUCUUGACCAUGGGGCUAAAAUACAGAAAAAUGAAGAUGGCUUGACACCAGUUCUACAUGCCGCUGAGCGGUCACAUGAAAAUAUUGUUGAAAUGUUCAUCAAUCGACCAGGUUUAAUGAAUAAAGAAGAAAAAAUCGAAGCUUUAGAACUGAUGGGAGCAUCAUUUGCUAACGAUAAGGAUAACUACAGUGUUGUAAAAGCCUUCCAGUACAUGAUGAAUGGCAUGGAACUUCGUUUUCAGGAUCCAGAUAAUAUAAUCCGAAAACGGACAAUACAGCCUGUUCCUGCUUAUGACAAUUGGAUAGAAACCGAAACAAUUGAAGAUCUUCAAGCUAUUAGACUGAAUCAUCACUCCAUUCAUAUGGAAUCAUUAACUGUAAGAGAACGUAUAUUAGGUAAACGCCAUCCAGACCUGCCACAGCCAAUUGUAUACAGAGGUGCAGUUUUUGCCGACCAGGAGAGGUUCGAUAUGUGUUGUAAUUUAUGGAAUUAUGCAAUUGAUUUACGAAUGGCUACUGAUCUAUCAGUCGAAAGGGAUUUGCUGAGAUUUGCUCAACUCUUUUCACAAAUGGUACGAUUGGAACAGAAUUUAGACAUUUGUGUUGCUAUAUCAGUGUUAUCCAAGUGCCAACAAGAAAUUGCAAAUAACCAACGAAAAAUGGCAAAUCCUGGACCUAAAGAUAGUGUUCCACGAAUACUUGAUGAAUAUGAUUCAAAUAUUAUCACUGCCCUUUAUCUCAUAAAAAUAAUCACAAUUCUACUUAAUAACAAAACACGUGUUGGAAUUCAACAAGUUGAAUUAUUGUAUACGUCAAUUUCGAAUCUAAUUCGAAUGAAUGCAAAGAUUAGAGAUGGACAGACUUUAUUGCAUAGAGCUGUUAAUGGAGUUACACCACCUGAUGAUUUUUAUACCAACGAAAUUUGUAGAUUCCCUUGUUACAAAACAGCUUUAUUGUUAGUUCAUGUUGGCGCACCUGUCAAUGCUGAAGAUCUUGAAAGAAAUACACCUUUACACGUAUUAAUAUCAAGUAUUCGUCGUGAUAAUACUCUAGUUAUAAAUCAGGCUGAAAAAAUCAUCAAACUUUUCACAGAGGCUGGCGCACACUUGGACGCUGUCAAUUCACUUGGACUCACACCUGCACAAUUAGCUUCAGUUUCCUCCCUCAGUAAUAUGAUGGCGAUAUACCAAAACAAAUCCAUCACCCUCAAGUGUCUUGCAGCGCGGAGUAUUGCCUUUUAUAAGCUCAAAUAUAAAAACAAUAUACCAAAAAGUCUUGAAAAUUUCAUACAAAUCCAUAGUGCAGAUAAACCAGAAGUUUGAUUAAAGGCUGUUUUUUUUUUCAAAAAUAAAAAAUUAAAUCUAGGAGUGAUUUUCAAUGCAAAGAGCUGUGAAUUUGUGUUAAACAUAAAAACAUACAUAAUAAUGUAAUUAUAUACUUUUUGUUCUAACGAUAAAUGUCUUCAUAGUUUGUAAAUAUGUAAUGACAAAACGAUAAGAAAAAAAAAAAAAAAACUUACGAAAUUAAGUCUAAAGAGUAAAGCUUAAAGAGAGAGAGAGGGAGAGAGAAAAGAUAAAGCUUGUGUCUUAUGCAUUAAUGUAUCCAAUAACCCUAGAUUCUCGAUAUUUAAAAAAAAAAAACGAAUUUAUUUAUUAUUAUUAUUUUUUUAUACAAUUUAUCACACAUUAUUUAUUUUUUAUACGACAAUGAUGUAAAUUUGUUUUAAUUUUUAAAUUUUAUAAUUGAGAGCACUCAUUACGAUAAAAAUACUAACUUAUUACUUCUAUGAUGAAUACCACUAAGAACUGAUAUUGCUGGCAUAUUAUAACAAAAACUAAUAAGAAUACACUUUUAUAUUGUAUUGAGCUUAUACUAUAUUGUAUAGUAAUAAAAAAAAAAAAUACAUAAAUGCAAAAGAAAUAUGU
This is a messenger RNA of Episyrphus balteatus (marmalade hoverfly), 2988 nucleotides long. RefSeq names its product protein fem-1 homolog B (gene Fem-1). The transcript has 11 exons. The coding region runs from base 376 to 2385 and encodes 669 amino acids. Gene Ontology annotation, molecular function: protein binding; transcription cis-regulatory region binding. Gene Ontology annotation, cellular component: nucleus. Gene Ontology annotation, biological process: positive regulation of transcription by RNA polymerase II. The record is from RefSeq and is a predicted model, not a curated record. NCBI's taxonomy places the organism in Eukaryota, Metazoa, Arthropoda, Insecta, Diptera, Syrphidae.